This is a messenger RNA of Lacerta agilis (Sand lizard), 942 nucleotides long. Its product is annotated as olfactory receptor 1019-like. The transcript is spliced from 2 exons. NCBI's taxonomy places the organism in Eukaryota, Metazoa, Chordata, Lepidosauria, Squamata, Lacertidae. Gene Ontology annotation, biological process: sensory perception of smell; G protein-coupled receptor signaling pathway. Gene Ontology annotation, cellular component: membrane. The coding region runs from base 1 to 942 and encodes 313 amino acids. Gene Ontology annotation, molecular function: olfactory receptor activity; G protein-coupled receptor activity; odorant binding. The record is from RefSeq and is a predicted model, not a curated record.
AUGCUGAUAGCUUCUAGGAGCCACAGCAUUGUGACUGAAUUCAUCCUUCUGGGCUUCAUGGAAUAUCCAGAGCUACGGACCCUUCUCUUCCUGGCAUUUAUCUUGAUCUACGUUGUCACAGUCUCAGGAAAUCUUGGCAUCAUCAUCCUAGCCACCCGUGAUGCACACCUUCAUACCCCAAUGUACUUUUUCCUCAGCAACCUGUCCUUGGUUGACGUUGGCUAUUCCACCACUAUCGCUCCUAGGUUGCUGAUGACAUUUCUACAAAAGAAUAGCACUAUUCCAUUCACAGAGUGUACUAUGCAGUUUUUCUUUUUCUGUCUGUUUGUCACAGUUGAAGUUUGCCUUCUAGCUGUUAUGGCUUAUGAUCGCUUUACUGCCAUUUGCAACCCAUUACUCUAUUUUGUUACCAUGUCUAAAAAGCUCUGUCUGGUGUUAGUAAUAGGUGCAUAUAUCUGUGGCUUUGUAAAUUCAGCUGCUCAGACUUCAGUGAUAUUUAGCCUGUCCUUCUGCAGCUCAAAUGUUAUCAAUCAUUUCUUUUGUGACGUUCCUCCCAUCCUGAAACUUUCCUGUUCAAGCACAGAAGUGGCUUACAUGGUGCAUUUCAUCUUUGGUACUGCAAUAAUCAUGACCACUUUGUUGAUUAUCCUCAUCUCCUAUACCUUCAUUAUUUUUGCCAUUCUGCGGAUUCGCUCUGCCCAGGGCAGAUACAAAGCUUUUUCCACUUGUGCCUCCCACCUCACAUCUGUAACAAUCUUCUAUGGGACCAUCAUCUUUAUUUAUCUGAGGCCCAAUUCUGGGGUCUUAAAGGGUGAAGAUAAAAUUGUUUCAGUGUUCUAUACUCUUGUGAUCCCGAUGCUAAAUCCAUUCAUCUACAGUCUGAGAAAUAAAGACGUGAAGGAUGCUUUCAUAAGAAUGAGAGGGAAGAUUUCAUUAAAUUAA